This is a messenger RNA of Pseudophryne corroboree (corroboree frog), 936 nucleotides long. Its product is annotated as olfactory receptor 6F1-like. Lineage: Eukaryota; Metazoa; Chordata; Amphibia; Anura; Myobatrachidae. Gene Ontology annotation, molecular function: olfactory receptor activity; G protein-coupled receptor activity; odorant binding. The record is from RefSeq and is a predicted model, not a curated record. Gene Ontology annotation, biological process: G protein-coupled receptor signaling pathway. The transcript has a single exon. The coding region runs from base 1 to 936 and encodes 311 amino acids. Gene Ontology annotation, cellular component: membrane.
AUGGUUUUGUCUAAUAAAACCAUAGUAAAAGAAUUUGUACUUGUUGGUUUAUCUACUAACUGCAAACUAUGGUUAUUUCUUUUUCUCUUGUUUAUGCUUGUGUACCUAACAAUUAUUUUAGGAAACAUACUUAUCAUUGCUCUGGUCUGGACACAGCCCCAAUUAAAAACUCCAAUGUAUUUCUUCCUGUGUAACUUAUCUUUCCUAGAAAUCUGGUUUACAUCUGUCACCCUUCCAAAGAUGCUAAGAGAUCUUCUCCAUAUGAGUCGAAGGAUUUCCAUCAGAGGAUGUAUUGCCCAGUGUUACUUCUUUUUUGUGCUUGGAGCCAUUGAAAACUAUAUCCUUGUGGUAAUGGCAUAUGACAGGUAUCUAGCCAUCUGCAACCCUCUCAGAUAUUCAUCCAUUAUGAGUCCUGUACUCUGCUGGCACUUAGUUCUUGCCUGUUGGUUCUGCAGUAUACUAAGUUCAUUAUUACCUCUAUAUUGGGUAAGCCGUUUAUCAUUUUGUGGCCAUGGUCAUAUUAAUCACUUCUUCUGUGAUGUCAUUCCUUUGCUAAAUGUUUCCUGCACAGAUGCUUCUAUCUUAAAAGCAUAUUUCUUUGUUUUUACUUGGAUUAUUAUAUUUGGCUGUUUGCUGUUUAUUAUUGUAUCAUACUGUCAGAUCAUUUUGACCAUUUUCAGAAUACCAUCCAAAUCAGGAAAGUCUAAAGCUUUUUCUACUUGUGUAUCUCACCUCACAGUAGUAGUUAUAUAUUAUGGUUCUAUUAUACUGAUAUAUGUGAGGUCACCUAAUGAGCAGGCCUUUGAAUAUGACAAAAGUGUAUCUGUGCUUUAUGUUGCUGUAAAUCCAUUGCUCAACCCUAUAAUUUAUUGUUUAAGAAAUAAGGACGUAAGGACUGUAUUAAACCUAAUUAUAUCUCGUUUGUAUGAAAAAUAG